Messenger RNA from Notolabrus celidotus (New Zealand spotty), 14279 nucleotides. It is a transcript of the gene sacs2, whose product is annotated as sacsin. Bases 336 to 13283 code for a protein of 4315 amino acids. NCBI's taxonomy places the organism in Eukaryota, Metazoa, Chordata, Actinopteri, Labriformes, Labridae. The transcript is spliced from 8 exons. The record is from RefSeq and is a predicted model, not a curated record.
UUGUUGUGCUUCUUAGAUUUCUAGUUUAUUUUGUUAAUUUCUUAGGUCCUCCUUGUGUCUUGUGGUACUUUGUCUAGUGUUGUAUUCUGUGUGGUGUUCUAGUUUAUUGUGUUUCCUGUUUUAUUUUGUAGUUCUUGGUCCCUGUGUGUCUGGUUUAGUUUUGCUUCCUGCCCUUGUGUGUUUCCCUGCAUUUUAAUUGCACUCAUUUGUUCCACCUGUGUCUUGUGUUCCACACCAGUUGCUUAUUAUCCUGUGUAUUUAGUUUUUCAGUGUCCCCGCUCCUGGGUCGGUUCAUUGUGUCUCUGUGUUGCGUCAGACCUGUUCUUGUGUUCUCAAUGUUCUGUUUGUUUCAACCAUCAGAGCCAGGAGGGAUGAGUACCAAGGCAAAGAGAAAAUCUCGGACGUCCUUCGGGGCAACGUCACCGCCCUUCAUCGACUACCUUAAAGAUAUUCUGCGUCGAUAUCCGGAUGGUGGACAAAUUUUGAAGGAGCUCAUUCAAAAUGCAGAUGAUGCCAAAGCCACAGAAGUGGUUUUCAUCCAUGAUGAGAGAAGCUAUGGGACUGAGAGCCUUUGGACUGAUGGGUUGCAAGAAUACCAAGGUCCUGCUCUCUACGCCUACAACAACGCAGCAUUCAGCGAAGAUGACUGGGAAGGGAUUCAGAGGACAGGGAGGAGCGUGAAGCGGGAUGACCCAAACAAAGUCGGGAGGUUUGGAAUCGGUUUCAACUCCAUUUACCACAUAACAGAUAUGCCAAGUAUAUUCAGCUCACAGUACCUUGGCUUCAUGGACCCUCAAGAAAGAAUAUUUGGAGAGGGGAAUGUCGGCUUCCGGUGGCCUUUAGAUGAAGAAGAAUACCAAAACGCUCUCAUGACCAUGCAUGAUCAGUUUCAACCCUUGCGAGAUAUAGUUUCACUUGUAAGUGGACAAGAAUGGUCAAAAGUCAUCACAGAGGAUCAGUACUUUGAAGGAACAAUCUUCAGGUUCCCCUUGCGCAACAAAGCAUCAGAGAUUUCCGAUAAUCUGUACGACUCCAACAAGGUGGUUGAGCUUUUCGAUAGCUUCAUUGCAGAUGCAGAAUUAAGCCUCCUGUUCCUGAAAAAUGUCACCUCAGUUUCCUUGGUACAUAUCAGUGAACAAGGCACUGUUAACACCAGACUUGAAGUGAAAUCCUCAGUGCCCACAGAUGUCACUUUGAAGUCAGCGGACGAUUCACUCAUUCAAAGUUUGACAAGGUUCAAACUAAUCACCCUCAACUCAGAGGAACACAAAGAAUCAAAGUGGUUGCUGACAUCAUGCACCAUGAAAGAAGGCAAUGUGGAGAAUCUUGAUUCACUUGCAGAAAAGUUGAAAUUUUUCCCCCAAGUCGACCUGGCAUUCCCUUGUGGCGAGAAGAGAGACAGUCGUGAAAGCAGACUGAGUUGCUAUCUACCUCUUCCAAACAAUGAAUCCAACAAGACAGGGCUCCCAGUGUACAUCAAUGCAUGCUUUGGCCUCACAGACAACAGAAGACACAUCAAAUGGCAAGAAGAAGACCAGAAACAUGACGAACAUGCUGUGUGGAAUGAACUGCUUAUGAAGGAGGUGCUACCAGAGGCAUACGUCAUGAUCAUUCAGGAUGCUAUCAGACUUGCUGAAACGUCUCUUCUGCCUGUUUCUUCCGUGUACAAUCUGUGGCCUGAUGUCACCCAGAUAAGACACCGUGAAAAAUGGUAUGCAGUCGCCCUGGAUGUUCUUCAUCACUUAUUCAGACAGAAUGUGGCCAUCCUGUCUCUUGCCAAAGAUGAAAGAAAGUUUAUCACCCCAUCAGAAGCUGUGUUCUCCUGUAAUGGUCCAACAAGCUCUGACACACUGGCAGCCAUAAAGAAAACCCUGGUCUCCAGUGGGGAGAAUCUUGUCACAUUACCCAGUAGUGUUGCAACAGCAAUAAGUGAGGCAUACCCACACUUCAACACCCUUAAACAUGUGACUCCAGCUUUCCUAAGGGACGUACUCCGCAGAUAUGACGUGCACAUCCUCGCCCGAGAGGACAAGCUCUGCCUUUUGGAGUACAUUCUGAGUGAUGAGAAAUACGGAGAGCUUGAGGGUCUUCAGUUGCUUCCACUCAGUGAUGGCUCUUUCAGAUCAUUCACAGACAGAGAGGAGGACACCGCCUUGAUUGACAGUGUCACGUUUCCAAGAGUUCUACUGCCAUGCUGCAAGAAUCUCUUCAUCCCUGAUGAUCUCAGUCCAGCCUGUAGUGUCCACCUGACAGAACUGGCCAGAAAAAAUUUUUUCAAGGUCAUCAUCCUUGAUGCCAACAAGGUGGCUGAAUAUAUGAAGAGCUAUUUGCCACCCGACUGGAUGCAGAAGACAGCAGGGCUUGUUACCUGGGACCCCAGCAGCAGUCAACAUCCACCUUUAGACUGGCUCCAAGAAUUCUGGAAAUUUCUCAGCACCCAUUUCACAGAGUUAAGUGAUUUCACUGAAAUGCCUUUAAUACCGGUUAGUCCCCUGUCUCACGGUCAACCUGUGUCGUUAGCAAGGCUAAAGCAAAACACAACCCUCAUUUUUCAGAGGAGCAAACAGACAAGUUUGACAGAAAAAAUCACUCAGUUGGUGAACAAACUCGGUGGCACAGUGGUUAAAGGAAAUGAGUGGCUCAAGCACGAAGACCUGGACUCAUAUGUACUGAGCCCAUCUCCAAAGAGUGUCCUAAGAGUCUUGGCAAAUUUAGAUUCUCAGGAGCUCAUCAGAGAACUCAAGACUGCCUCCCAUGAAGCAAAAGAAGAGCUGAAAGAUUAUCUGUCUCACCUGGAUGCUCUCUCUGAUAGUGAAAGAGAUUUACUGUCACAGUUGCCUCUGUUUCAAACUAUGAAAGGAGGCUGUGUUGCAGCUCGAUCUAAACAGGGUGUGCGUCUCAUUUCUGGUCUCACAGUACCAACAGAGUUCCCUAUGCCCAAUUCAGUUGUGAAGUGUGCAACUGAAGCUGACCGCAUACUGUUACAGCUGCUCAAAAUUAAUCUCUUGGACACAGCUGAAGCAGCAAAUCUCCUCAUUGACAGUAUUGAGAUUGGGACAUGCAGAAAAGAAGAAACACAGAAAAUCAUGGCUUGGAUUUUACGGCAUGGCGAUGUCCUUUUCUCUCAAAAUCCGACCUUGAAAAGGAGAUGCAAGGACUUGAGCUUCAUUGAGGUGAAUGGGGCCCUGAGAAAGACCUCAAGCUUUUUUGAUCCAAGGAUUCAAACUUUCAAGGAUAUUUUUGAGUCCAAUUUUUUCCCUCCACCUUUUUACACUCAGACAGUGCAGAUGCUUAAAAGCCUCACAGAUCUUGGAAUGCUAAAUAAAGAAGCAGAUGUGUCACCAGAUCACCUGAUACAUGCUGCCAAACUGAUUGAAAAACAACAAGUUGACUCCCAAACAGAGGCUCUCAAAAGAUCUCAGGUCCUCUUGAAGAUGUUAGACACCUAUGACCUACUGUCAAAAUGUUCUCAUGAACAGCUUCACUGCAUCAAAAUGCUAAAAUGGGUACAAGGUACUAAACCAAAUAACGACAAAAAGCAGUGUAAUGACAAAUCCCAGACAAGUUGUUUCUUCUGUCCAGAUGAAAUGAGACAUUCUGUGUAUGAGGACAUUGUUGGGCUUGUAAUGCCUGUGGUGGGGGAGUUCAGCGAUAGAGUAAGCAACAAACUUGGGCUGAAAAACCUUCCCCCACCCGAAAAAGUCAUGGAGAAUUUGACUGUCUUGGCAUCAAAAGCAGAGAAAAUGGCUGAUCCUGACACUGACGUGAGUUUCAAAAAGACGUUGCACAGCAUUUACAGACACAUGCAGGACCACAUAUCUGAAUUUGCACAGAUAACAAACAAGGACACAUGUUGGCUCUGGUGCCGCAACAAGUUUGUAUCCCCACAGGAUUUGGUUCUGGAUUACCCACCUAGUCUAGAUCUGAGCUCUUACAUUGGAAAGGUACCAAAUGAAUUCCUGCCCUACAAGAAGUUGCUCCAGCAGUUUGGGCUAAGAACAUGUCUUUCAGAUGAUGAAAUUGUUUGCAUUCUUCGUUCUGUCCAGCAAACUACAGAAGGGAGGCAACCGCCAAUUGCAAAUUCCUCUGAGAUAAAAGUGACGAUAGAAAUUCUCAACUGGCUUUGGAGAGAAAAGAAGGAAGUUGCUGAUGACAUCCCAGUGCCAGUCCUGACAGAGGGUGAACACUACACCUUUCAACCCUUAUCAUCAGCUGUCUUCUGUGACGUAAGCAAAGGUGGGUUGAAAGAGUUCCAGCACAGCCAGGAGGACAUUUACAUCAUUCAUGAGGAAAUCCCAAAAGCCACAGCAGAAUGGCUGAACAUUCGAUUUCUCAGUUCCUACAUCCUUGCUCCAGAGUUGGUAGGAAUAGAACAGUGUGGACAAUCUGAACCUAUAACAACAAGGAUUAAAAACAUUCUCAAAGAGUACGAUGAAGAGAGUGACAUCUUCAAAGAGCUCAUUCAAAAUGCAGAGGAUGCCGGGGCAGAGGCCUGCAAGUUCUUGAUGGAUUACAGAGUGCACAAAGAUGCUCCUGAAAGUCUCAUUGACCCUGACAUGGCUCUUUGUCAGGGACCUUGUCUUUGGGCAUUUAAUGAUGAGAAGUUCUCAGGAGAAGACUGGAACAACAUUGUAAGGGUUGGCGCUGCCUCAAAGGAAAACAAGGUAGAAAAAAUUGGAAAAUUUGGACUUGGAUUCAAUACUGUGUAUCACGUGACUGAUAUUCCUUCCAUCCUCAGUGGCAACCAUCUUCUCAUUCUUGAUCCAAAUGUAACUCACCUCAAGAAACACAUAAAACACAAAACAAAUCCUGGGAUCAAACUGGAUCUUUCCCAGAAGCGACUUUUUCAUUGGUUCCCCGGCCAGUUUGGGCCAUAUGAAGGCAUUUUUGGCUGUACUUUCAACAGACAAAGUCUCCCAGAGCCCUACCCAGGCACACUGAUCAAACUACCUUUCAGAACUGAAGAAGAGGCUCUCGUGUCAGAUAUAAGCUCAAAGGUGUACCACAAAGACCAUGUUGUGACUUUUCAACAGGAAUUUACAAGGAAUUCACAAACUCAUCUGCUUUUUCUGAAGAACAUCAGCACAUUGUGUCUACAAAGUAUUGCCAACAAUGUCUCAACUCCCCCAAGAGAUGAUGAAAUAAAAACAGUCCUUACUCUUUCCAAAACCACGUUGAGUACAAUGAAGAUUCCUGAUGAAACCAGUGAGUCAAAGCAGCUUCAAGCCAAGAAAUCAUUGAAGACUCUUGAUGGAAAGUGCAGAGAGGUUAUAGACUGCUGCAAAGUCAACAUUGUCCAAAUAACGAGUGAGCAAUCUGGUGUGACCGAAGUCCAGUCAUGGCUCCUGUAUAACUGUUUUGGAACACAUCAGUCUUUGCAAAUGGCCCUGAAGGGAAACAAACAAGCCAAGUUCUCUCUACCCAUCGGGGGAGUUGCAGUGCCUCUGCAAAAUGAUCCAGAAACAGGGAAACUUGCCCCUCGACAAACAGAUCUUGUUGGACAGGCAUUUUGCUUCCUUCCUCUGUCCAUUCAAACAGGUCUUCCAGUGAAUGUAAACGGGACAUUUGCUGUGACAAGCAACCGAAAAGGUCUGUGGGAGAGUGGAGUGAAACAUGACUGGAACAAAGCCCUUCUCCAGGAUCCUGCAGUGACAGCAUAUGUUACUGCACUUUUGGAACUGAAGAAAUUGUCUGAAAACCAAGAACUGGAAAAGUACCAAUAUCACACCUUUUGGCCUGACAGAGAGAAAGUGAGUGAAACAUUCAAGCCUUUGGUGGAUGCAUUUUACAGUUCCAUUGCCCAGCCCUCCACUGGUCCAGAGCUCUUUAGCGAUGGAGAACAUUGGUGCUCAAUGAACAGUGCUGUAUUUCUGCAUGAGAGCAUUGAAGAGGUUAAAGACAUCAGUGCACUUGCUGUGCAGGUAUGCAAGAAAAAUGUAAACGGGCCCAUCCAUGUUGUCCCUCUUCCACUGUGGUUGAGAAAUAGCCUCAAACAGGCUGGCCUGGAAAGGAUCCUACAAGACAGAACAUGGACCUGGGAGAAGUUUUACCAAGAAGCAGUGUUUAACAACCUUGGUACCAUGGACCCUAAGAUUAGAGAUACUCUUGUGCUACAUGCCAUUGACCUUAACAUCAGAGAAAUUGACAAUCUCCUGGUCAGUUAUCCAUGCAUCCCUGCAAAAGGCAACCAGCUCCAGUACAUCACCAAACUUAUGAAUCCAUCAGGGAAAGUGGCCUGUCUUUUCGACCCAGAGGAGGGACGUUUGCUUGGUGGUAGCAAAAAUGACUUUUGUGCUCCUAAAAGGAUUCAACGUUUGCUGGAACUUGGAAUGGCAAAUGAUAAUCUCCCUUUGGAAGACAUUACAGAGAAAGCAGGCGACAUCACCAAAAACUGGAGCACGAACAAAAAGAAAGCGUACGGUCAUUUGAAGUGCCUUCUUGAACUCAUGAAGAAUCACAUGCUUGAUGAAGACUCCCCUCACUGGGAAACACUUAGGAUGACUGAGUUUCUUCCAGCAUUUUCCCCUGGUACUACAUUAAAGAAGAGAAAAGAAGGAGAGAAUGUCACACUCAGGAGACCCACUGAUGUUUUUAGUGACAACUGCUCCCUAUUGGUUAACAUGAGAAAACCAGUGCUGGAUCAUACCAAUCUGAAAAUACACCACACUGAUCCAGUCCUGAAAAUGUUGGGGGUUCAUGACAGUCCAAGCCCAGAGGAAGUGCUUCAGCAGCUGCAAGAAGCAUGUAAGCAAUCUAAAUCCACUGACGGAUCUAUGCUUCAGGAAAUAGCGGAUCAUUGCUAUAAGUUUCUAGAUCAGUGGCUCUGUGUUUCUGGGGAUUCCAGCUUUAUUUCACAGAGGGCAAAAUCAUUUCCAUUCAUUCUUGUUGGCAGCACAUUUGUAGAUGUGAACCGUGUGGCAGAAAAUGAGCAAUUUGAAGCGAAACCCUACCUCUAUGUACUACCACCUGCCUAUAUUUAUCAUAGGAAGCUCUGGGAAAGUGUAGGUGUUGAAAAACAUUUUACUCUAACUCAGUUUGAAACUGUUCUUCAGGAACUGCACUCACAACACGGAAACAAACCCCUGCCAAAAAGUGAUCUGUCAAUUUGCCACACAAUUUUAAACUAUGGUAUCUACGAUGCCCAAGAGAAAGCAGGAAAGAACGUUUUGAUACCAAAUGAACAUGGUGUACUACAACUUGCAAGUGAGUUGUUUUACAACGACAGCCCAUGGUUUCCAGAGGUGGCUUCAGGCGUCACAUUGUGUCACAAGAGUUUCUCACGGGAAGUGGCUCUCCACUUUGGAAUUAAAACAACCAGGCAUCAUACCCUGGAGAACUCCACUGUUGAGAACGCUUCACCAUUUGCAUUCCACUUUGAACAGAAUGAGAAACUAACCAUUCGCAUUAAGAACAUCAUUUCGGCCUAUCCAGCCAAAAAGGAUAUCCUUAAAGAGCUUAUCCAAAAUGCUGAUGAUGCAGAGGCAACAGAAAUUCAUUUUGUUUGGGAUAAAAGACAACAUAGCAAAAAUAAAACCUUUGGAAAAAGAUGGGACGAUCUGCAGGGCCCAGCACUGUGUGUGUUCAACAACAAAGUGUUCUCUGAUGCUGACCUGAAGGGCAUUCAACAGCUGGGAGAAGGAGGAAAGCACAACUCUCCAGGAAAGACAGGAAAAUACGGAGUUGGAUUCAACUCUGUGUACCACCUCACUGACUGCCCCUCAAUCCUCACAGGGGAUGAACUACUCUGCAUCUCUGAUCCAAAUCAGAAAUUCAUUGAAAGCAAUUCAGACAAACCACCAGCUGGCACUGGCUAUAGACUAAAUGACACCUUCAAGAGUAUGUACACAGAUGUCUACAAAUCAUUUCUGCCGGAGAAGUUUCCUCUAAAGGAGGGAACCAUGUUCAGAUUACCUCUCAGGAUGGGUGUGAUGGCAAACAGCUCUGAAAUAUCACAGCAGGGAGUCACUGACCAUGAUAUGAGAGAACUAUGCUCCAUCCUCUCAGAAGAUCCCGAAGGACUCAUCCUGUUUCUGAAAAAUAUCUGCAAAAUACAAGUCCAUGAAAUCAAUGAACAUUCAGAGAAACUGGAAACCAUUUACACAGUUGAAAAAAGUCUGCCACAGAGUAACAGAGAGAGGAAAGAUGCCUUUGUGCAACUCAGAUUAAAAGCACUGCAGUCAGACAAACCUACAUCACCACACAAAGCUGUUUAUGGAACCAUGAUUUCAACCUCAGACAAAAGACAAAGUACGUGGAUCAUUGCAGAGCAGUUUGGCUCACUCAAAAACAGUGGGGACAAAGCAGUAGCAGAAAAACAUCCCGAAGCAGCAAUAGCAGCUCGUGUGAGCUCAACGCUUGGUAAGACUUCAUCCACUCCAUCGUCCAACCUCAUGGAUUUUGUUGGAGUAGCCUUUUGUUCUCUUCCUCUGCCUGGAAAUACUGGACUGCCAGUGCAUGUCAAUGCAAACUUUGAGGUAGAUUCUGCCAGAAGAAGCCUUUGGAAAGAAGAUGGACAAGGUCAAAAAUCUAACUGGAAUGAAUCUUUAAAGCAAAAUGUUAUUGCUCCACUCUAUGCAGAUCUCCUACAUUGCAUCAGUUGUAAGUUUGCUAAGAAGAAGAAAAUCUCACGUGCACACAUGGAGUCAUUCUUCAGCUCAUACCUGAGUUACUGGCCAACUGUGUCCAAGCAUGUUUCUCCGGAGUGGCAUGAAAUGAUACAUGAGGUAUACAAAUCAAUCAAAGAAAAAGGCCUCGCUGUGAUUCCAGUGAUGAGGAGUUCAAUACAUAUCACUGCAGGACUAAAAAUUCGGGAAUACUCAUUUGACUGGUGUGACGUAAGAGAAACUGACCCAACCAAGGCACUGUACAUGACGCACUCAGUUUAUGACGAGAUCCAUCCCAUUUUGGAAGAACUUGGGAUGUCAUUGGUUCCCUAUUCCAUCGAAAUGCAUAAGGUUUGGAAGGGUUUCAGAGAUGCUGACAUUAAACUGAAAGAUGUGAGUCCUUCCACUGUGCAGACUUUCCUGAGGCAGAAACCUCUCAAUGAUCCAGACAAGACAGACAAGAACUUACCCCUGCACAUAACUUCAACUCUGAUCAGAGAUGAAAAAAGAUGUUCAGAGCUCUUACAUUUCUGCUUGAAAGAACUCGCCUUCAAAAAAUUAACCAAGAGCAAUUCUGGUUUACUAAAUGGGCUCCCUCUUCUCCUCACAAGAGACAAAGUUUUGCGAGUGUUCAACUCUGAGUCCCCAAAACUGAUAUCAAGAUAUGACCAUCUGUUCUCUGGCAAUGAGGACAAAUUUGCAGAUCAUCAAACCAACAGAGAACACAUUAAUGUUCUAAGAACUUUAAACUUUGUGAAAGAAUUGCCAGUUCCCUUGGCAGCAGAAUAUCUGAAACCUGGAAUUCAGCAGCAUCUUCAGAAAUGUGAAAUUGAUCCAGACAGCGGCCUCCAUGUCCCAAAUGAGACCAUUUUGAGUUGGUUGAAAUCCCUUUGGAAGUUCUUAACAAGUGGAAACAAAGCUGCAACAUCUGGAGGUGAUGACCAGUCCAAGUCACAUCUGACGAUGAGUGAUGUGAGGCAGUGCUUCAAAGACUGCUGCAUUCUGCCUGUUGUGUACCCAAGGUUAAACAACAAGCACUUGCUGCAAACAAUGAAAGAAAUGCCAAGUGUGAUUCAGUAUGCCUCAGAUAUGGACAUAUCAGGCAUUCUUUUUAGACUGAGGUUUUUGAAGCUUGACACUUUAUUCUUCUCUGAUACACUACAACCAAUGGAACGAUCACUUCUACACUCUGAACUUAUGGAUGUGAAUGACAAAAGCUCUGUGUUGGACCAGGUCUACAAAGUUAAGCACUCAGAGUUUUCCCAGCUGUCCACUGAUGACGUCAAAGAGCUUCAGACUUUCCUGCAGUCUGGAGUAGCCAAGUCCAAAGACAAACAUGAGUAUCAGAGAAAGCUGAAAUCUCUGCCAUUAUUUGAAACAAUAUGUGGUAGCCGUGUGAGGAUCGAUGGACCCAAAGAGGUAUUCAUCCUCGAAAGCACACAUUCAAAAUCAUUUCCAGAUUUGUUUCUUCUGCACAACAGUGACAGCAUUUGUCUUCGAAACAUCCCAGAAAACAUCAAGCUGUCUCAGCUACUGAACAUUCAGAUCCUGAAUGAUUUAGAGUAUUUCAUGAAGUUCGUUCUCCCUGUUGUACACAAUCUCUCAGAGAGGCAGAAGAUUCAAUGCCUCAAACUGUUGCUGUCACCCCAGCUCAAUUUCAGUCGUUUUGAGUACAAGGACAAAGUCAUCUCCUCAUUGAAGACAGUGAAACUGAUUUGCAGUUCUCAAGGUAGAUUGGAGACAGCAUCUUACUACUUUGAUUAUGAUGUCAAGCUAUUCAAGAAAAUGUUGGCCCAAGAGAGAUUUGUGCCUAAGAAAUUUUGGACUGAGCUAAGUGAUGGAGAUAUACUGACAAUGGUGGAAGCAAAACAGUUACUCAGAGUACUUGGAAUGAGGCAUGUUGUGUCAGGAGAUGACAUAAUAAAGUUUGCCAACCAGAUAGAAUCUGAGGCCAAGAGAAAUGUCCCACUCGAAGAGCUGAAAGAGAAAUCAUCAUUACUCUUCAGAGCAGCUUGUUCCAUAGUGAGUAACGAUGAAGACGAAGGAAAUUUGCUCGAGAGCAUAGCUGACAUCAAGUUCCUUUUUCCUGUGAAAAUUCGAAAGGAACUGUGCAACUAUCACCAACCAUUUGCUGCUGAGAGUAAUGCAGUGAAAAUCAGAGGGUCAUUGAUGGAAAGUGAUCCCAAGCAUCAAGACUUGAUUUGGUCAUCAAUGCCCAUUAUACAGCCUCCAAUUCAGACAAAACUCUUGAAAAAGAUGGAAAAUGCUGGAGCUCAUGAGCAACCACCUUCACAAUGUGUGAUCAGCAACAUGAGCAACAUCUGUCAGUCACCCUGUGAAACUGAGCCCUUGAUCAAAACACGUGCCACUGUGUUCAGAAGUUCAUAUGCAUAUUUACAGGGAAUCGAGUUCAAAGGCCAAGCACUGGCUGGUCUUCCUGUUGUGUUGGUUGAAGGAGACAAAGAACUUGUGAGUGCUGAUCAUACAGCUUUUUCAUUCAAAGAUCACCUCGAGUUCAGGCCUUAUUUGUUCACAAUUCCACCAAAGGAUGUCAAGUUUGAAGAGUUCUUCAAGGCAAUCGGUGUGAAUGACCAACCCACUGCACCACAAUACUGCAAUGUUCUGGCAGCUGUUCAUGCAGAUUCCCAUGAUAAAUCACAGCUAAACCCAAACCAACAGAACACUGUCAAACGUGCUGUCGAGCAUCUUUUUCAGUUGAUUAAGUCUCAAAAAAAUCAGCCCCUCAUUGAUGAUGUGACGACUUUGUACCUCCCUGCAGUCGAUGGCAAACUGCACCCUUCGAGCACACUCUACUACAAUGACACAGUGUUUGAGGCCAAAAGGUUAGAAGAUGCACUGACGGAUAAGUUCCCCUUGCUUGAGAACCUCAGUGAAUGUCAUUUGGGCAAAGACAUGUAUGCUCAUCAUCGGUUGCUGCUGUUGCUGCCUCAGAAAUUUCAGCCAAAAAUGCUGUCUGAAUAUACGGAGGAGAGAAUAGUAGACUCCAGCAUGCAGCUUUGUGAGUUUUUAACUGAUUGUGAGUUCAGUGGAUGGUUUAACAAACAUCUGUCUACCCCGAUAUUUACACAUGGACUGAUUUGUCUUAUCAGAGAGCACUCUAGGGGAGAAAUAACAGAAGAAGAUGCUGCUGACAUGUGCAAAAAGGCUUUUGGCAGUAUUCAGAUUGUAUGUUGCAAAAGCUUAGAAACAGAGCUCUGGGUGGAUCAACAGCCCCUGCAACAAACUGUUGCUGAAACAGAUGUUUUAGUCAGACAAGAGCAAGAAGGCUGCAUCUUUAACCUGAAACACUACAAUGAUUUGGAUCUCAAGGUGUUAAAUGACAUCAUCACAACAUUGUCACGGUGGAUUAAUGCGAUUUUAGGCAACAAAAUAGCACUGAAUCACCUCCCUGUUCUUGGACAAUUUCUUCUGUGUGACACUCUGAAAGAUGUUCAGAAAAUCCUGGCGAAGAAUGGGAUUCAUGACAGUGCCAAAUCUAAAAGUUUCCUCCUUGACCCACCACUUCCUGGGACAGCUGUUCCAGGGGAAUGGCACGAUUCAUUGGACCAAAACAUCCUCAAUAACUUUGAAGAAGGGGAAUAUGUUGGCUACAGCAUUGGUAAAGAGUAUAUUUUUGCUAUCAUUGUUGAAGAACUGUCUGGUCACCCUGGACAAUAUUUACAACAAUACAGAAUAGAUGUUGGGCAAGAUGAGCCAAUUGAAGUGAGCUCCAUUGACCUGUUCCAGUUUAAACGUCAAACAAAGCCAGAACCUAAAAGGACGGCUUGUACAUCUACAGAAACUUCUUGCAUGGAGUUGGAGCAACUAGCAGGAGCAGUGCCACAUUCUUCUGGUCCAUCAGCUUCAAGUUCUUCUUCUAGACCCUUGCCAACCUCUAUUGAUGAAGCUAAAAGAGAAAUUGACAGCAUUUUGGCAGAGAUCUGGACUCUUCCUGGAGAGGAGAGGCAUAAAGCCAUACGCCGUCUGUUUCUAAGAUGGCACCCUGACAAAAACCAAGGCUGCGAAUCACUUGCCACUGAGGCGUUCCAAUACCUAAUGAAUAGACUUGAUGAUCUCAGCAAAGGCAAGGGCAAUGAAAAAACUGGAAGUGCAUCUAAUGCAAGGAGCAACUCAAAUUUCAGCUACUCAGAUUUCAGCAACUUCUAUCAGGAGUGGGAUCAGGAGGCCAGGCGUCACAGGGAUGGUCGAGAGAGAUUCUCUAGACGGCACCAUUCCUACAACUUUUGGACCCAUAAUGAAAAUGUCCCGAGGCCAGACAGAGAGGAGGCCAAGCGCUGGUGUAGACAGGCUCGCUGUGAUCUCGAUGCAGCUCACAAAGACGUUGGUGUUGGGAGCACUGAGUGGUGUCUGUUUAAAGUCCAUCAGGCAGUAGAAAAGUCUCUUAUAGCUGCAGAGUAUAAAAGGCAUGGUCAACAUCCCACCAGCAGCCCCAUUUCAGACAUGGCUAAGCAAGUUUCCAAAUACAACCUCAAGCUAAAAGAUUUGCCUCAAAUUGUUCGGAACCUGACGAUGUUAGGAGUGGAUGCUAAAAAGACUCAGUAUCCCAACUGCCACCAAUAUCCUCAUAUUCCUAAUGGGCAGUUCAGAUCAGAGAAUGAAAUGCUGGCAAUAAAUGAGGCAUCUGAACUUCUCAGUAAAGUGGAGGCAUAUGUGAAUUAGAGAUACAGAACAGUCAGUCAUGUCAUGUUUGUAGAGUUAAUGUUUUUUGUUAUUUUUACUUAUUAAUAUGCUGUUAGCCAUGUUGAGUUAUUGAGACUUAAAAUGCAAAAUGACAGAGCCAGACCUCGGCCAGACUGUCCCAUGAUGAAUAUUCUGAAAUGUAAAUAUGUCUUCUAUCAGGGACUACUUUCUGAAAGUCCAACUCACAUGGCACCAGAAUAUGAUCUGAAAAUGUCAUGUGAAACCUUUUUUUUUGCAAUGCUUGAAUAUAUAUUAAAAAUGUACUCACUAAUGCCCAACAUUACAGCUGAAUGUCUACAAAAUGGAAAAUGUAACCUGUUUUACUUAGGCUGUGAUCAUUUAUAACAAGCAACACACUGAUGUUGAGAUUCCAAGGAAAUCUUCCUGAAAAUGUUUUGUCCCAAGUGUUGGGGAGAUAACUGUUGGCAAAUGUUGAACUACUUACUGUAAUUACCAGAAGACUCUUUCAGAUUUUUUUAUUUCUAUUUCAUUAUAUUACUAGCUACUACUGUUAAAGAUACUACUUGUAUGACUUUGUUAUGAAAACCCAAGUUCAGAGGUUAUUUUUCUUAUGUUUUUUAAAUCACUGUUGGUUUAAGCUGUCACUGAUAAUGCACAAGGCAUUCAGGGUUUUUUUCUUAGAAAUACUGUUUGACUGUAAUGAAAAUUGAAAAAGAAAUGAUUUUUUUUGCUCUUAUUAAUAUAACUUUUCAUUGGAGAAAAGUAAAGUCACUGUAACUUUUUUUCUGAAAAUGCAAAUUGAAAGUUGUUUUGUAUUUUCACUUUAUGACUAAUGUCAGUGUAAUCCCUGCAUAUCUUUUUUAUGGUUUGUUUUCUAUAACUGAAGAACAAUGAAAAACUGCACUUCUUUGUUUUGUUGAAGACUUUAUUAGAGUUUAUGUUUAUGAUAUAUGAGUUAUGAGUUUUGCCGGUUUAAUAAAAAGGGAAACAAAAUAAAAACUUAAUUACGCUGAA